AUGCAGAAGCUGCGGUUCCUGCUCACCGACUGCGCGCGGCGCGGGGCGCGGCUGUGGGUGCUCGUGAACGCCGCGCUGGUGGCGUCGGAGCUCCGGCUGGCUCUUGGGUCCGUCGCCGCUGCCAUGGAUGCGCUGCCGCGGGGCGUCGCGGAUGCGUCGGUGGAGGCCGGGGAGCUCGCGCGGCUCGUAUCGAAGCAGGCGUGGCCCGCCUGGGUGCGGCCCGACGGCGCCGACGAACGCGCGGCGCGGAGCGUGCGGUCUAUCCUCGAACAGUUUAAGGACGGCGUCGCGCCGGACCCCGAGGACGUGAAGCGGGUGCUCCGCCGGGUCAGGGUCGGGAGCUGGUCGGAGUGCUCAGAGGAGAUCGCCUUCUUGGAGAGCGAGCUGUGCGCGCGGCUGGACGCCGGCGACGAGAACAGCAACGACGUUGUCGUCAUGAAUAGCUUGAUGGCGUUCCUUGUGUAUUGCCGCGUCGUGCUGUUCGAUCACAUUGACUCCAACAAAUCGCAGGCGGCAGCGACGACGCCGGCGAGGUGCCCGGAGUGGAUCAGACCGGAUGCUCUUCAGUGCCCGAUCACUCUCGACCUCAUGACCGAUCCGGUGACCGUGUCCACCGGCCAGACCUACGACCGGGCGUCGAUCACUCGGUGGAUGAAGUCCGGGUGCCGCACGUGCCCGGUCACCGGCGAGAGGCUCCGCACCGCCGACGUCGUCCCGAACGCUGCUCUCCGCGGGAUCGUCGAGAGGAUGCUACUCAGCAACGGCGUCACCCUUCCUGAGCCGAGCGCCGCUGCCGGCCACCGCCACGGCGCCAUCGCGAACACAUCCGUGCCGUUCGGCCCUGCCGCCGCGGGAGCCGCGCGCCUCGCCGUCGCGUACAUCGUCGCGCAGCUCUCGAGGGGGUCGACGGAGGAGCGGAGGAAGGCGACGUCGGAGGCACGCAAGCUGUCGAAGCACAGCGUGUUCUACCGGGCGUGCCUCGUCGACGCCAACGCCGUGCCGUGGAUGCUAUGCCUCCUCUCCUCCACCGACGCGGCCGUGCAGGACAAUGCCGUGGCGUCGCUGCUGAACCUCUCGAAGCACCCCGCCGGCCGGAUGGCCAUCGUCGAGGUCGGCGGCGUCGGCCUCGUCGUCGACGUCAUCAACGUCGGCGCCAAGGCCGAGGCGCAGCAGAACGCGGCGGCCGUCCUCUUCUACCUCUCGUCGAGCCCUGACUCCGCCGAGGAGAUCGGUCGCAUCCCGGAGGCGAUCCCGACGCUGGUCCAGCUCAUCCGGGACGGCGCGUACCGCGGCCGGAAGAACGCCAUGGUAAGCCUGUACGGGCUGCUCCAGUGCGCGGCCAACCACGGCAGGGCCAUCGCCGCCGGCGCCGUGUCGGCGCUCGCCGCCCUGCUGUCCAGCGACCGCGACGACCUCGCCGGGGACAGCAUCGCGCUGCUGGCGAGGAUCGCCGAGCAGCCACCGGGCGCGCUCGCCAUCCUCUCGCAGCCGGGUCUCGUCGCCCGCGUCGCCGAGUCCCUCGCCGCCGCCUCAUCCCGGUCCGCGAAAGACCACGGCGUGGCGCUGCUCGUCUCGCUCUGCCGGCACGGCGGCGCCAAGGUGGUGGCCCUUCUUGGGCGGAUGCCGGGGCUGACGCCGUCGCUCUACUCCCUCGUCGCCGACGGCGCCCCGCAGACGAGCAAGAAGGCGCGGGCGCUCCUCAACGAGAUCCACCGGCAUUACGAGAUGGCGCCGUCGCCCACGCCGCCGGCACCGUCGGACGCCGGCGACCGUGUCGUUCGCGUGCUAUAGCGGCCGGCGACAAGUUAACCCACACAAAAACACACCCCUACGUGCUCGUAAUUUUUUCUCUCGUCACGAUCUCGAUCAGCUCGCGUUUUCGAAGAGCCGAGAUCGAAUUUUGGUUCUCCCAUUUUCUCCUUUGUUACGCUUCACUUUACGUACAAAGUUACUCAUAGUCUCGUACAUACACACGAAAAAACAUCUUAUGACAUAUAGAAAAGUUAGAGGACUCAGCAAUUGAUACGUGAUCUAGGACAUACGUUGUAAAUCUUAGAGGAACUAUAUGUCGAUCCAUAGACAAUGGAACCCACAUAUCAGUCGUUAUAUCCUUUUAAUUUUACGUUGGAUGAACUGCGUUCACGUACACACAUGAUGAACAGUAGAGAAAGAAAAUUACUGUACGAGUAAUAGUGUGAGAUGCGUUUUUUUGUGUAAAUAUUCGCUGGCAAAGUUUGGUUU
Oryza brachyantha (malo sina) is the source of this 2241-nucleotide messenger RNA. RefSeq names its product U-box domain-containing protein 18. The transcript has a single exon. The record is from RefSeq and is a predicted model, not a curated record. Gene Ontology annotation, biological process: protein ubiquitination. Lineage: Eukaryota; Viridiplantae; Streptophyta; Magnoliopsida; Poales; Poaceae. Bases 1 to 1791 code for a protein of 596 amino acids. Gene Ontology annotation, molecular function: ubiquitin-protein transferase activity; protein binding. Gene Ontology annotation, cellular component: nucleus; cytoplasm.